CGAAAGCCGGAAGCAGGCUGAGCCGAGCGGAGUCGGGACUUUGUGCCGAAGGAAAAGUUCCGGGACGUUUCCACGCUGAGCCCCCAGUCCCGGGCCGCGCGCCCUCCGCAACAGUGCCGGGGCCAUGGGGGCCCAGCGCUGCGUACCACCCAUCUUUCCCGGAACACCGCUGGGGCUGCUGCUACUGCUCCAGACCAUGUCGGCCCUGGGUCGCUCCUCCCUGCGGCUCUUGGACCACCCGAAGCCCGACUGCUCCCAGCCGGGGCUGAACUGCAGAGUCAGGAAUAGUACCUGCCUGGACGACAGCUGGAUCAGCCCUCAAAACCUGACCCCUUCAUCCCCGAAAAAUGUCCAAACCCAGCUGUGGUUUGUCCACACUCAGGAUGGAGGCCUAGUCCCUGUGGUUCACAUCGAAUGGACUUUGCAAACAGAUGCCAGCAUCCUCUACCUUAGGGGCGCAGAGUUAUCUGUCCUGCAGCAGGACACCAAUGAGCGUCUGUGUGUCAAGUUUGAGUUCCUCUCCAUAUUGGAGCAUCAUCUCAAGCGGUGGCGUUUUACCUUCAGCCACUUUCAGGUGGAACCUGGUGAGAAGUACGAGGUGAUCGUUCACCACCUGCCCAAGCCCUACCCCUAUGGGGACCCAAACCACCAGUCCAGCAACUUCUCUGUGCCUGGCUGCGAGGACCCCAGGAUGAAGACAACCAUCCCAUGUGUGAGCUUAGGCAGCCUGUGGAAUCCCAAUAUCACGGUGGAGAAACUAGAGAACCACCAGCUGCUGGUGAGCUUCACCCUAUGGAAUGAAUCCACCGACUAUCAGAUCCUGCUGGACAGUUUUCCAGACACGGAGACCCUCACCUGCUUUGAGCACAGAGAGCGUAUUCCCGUGCCUAGACAGGAAAAUUUCCACCAGCGGUGCAAUGUCACACUUCCUCUAAGCAACUAUGACUGGUGCUGCCGCCAUCGAGUGAAGAUCCAGCCUUUCUUCAGCAGCUGUCAGAAUGACUGCAUCAGGCACACUAUGAACAUUAGCUGCCCAGAAGUUCUAGCUCUUCCAGGUGUGAUUACAGACUACAUGCCCCUGUGGGUGUACGGGGUCAUCACGGGUGUCGCCAUCCUGCUGGUGAGCUCUGUCAUCCUGUUCGUCGUCUGCAUGACUUGGAGGCUGCCUGAUCCUUCUGCUGGCCGAGUUCUAAGCGGGGGAGAACAUGUGUCUUCCGUUAGAGGGUCUCAUCAUGAAAAAUGUGGUAAUAACACCAAAUACACUGAUGUCCUGUCCACGGCCGACCUGACUCCACCACCCUUGAGGCCGAGGAAGGUCUGGAUUGUCUACUCAGCCGAUCAUCCCCUCUAUGUGGAUGUGGUCCUAAAGUUCGCCCAGUUCCUGCUCACCGUCUGUGGCACCGAGGUGGCCCUCGACCUGCUGGAGGAACAGGUCAUCUCUGAGGUGGGGGUCAUGACCUGGGUGGGCCGCCAGAAGCAGGAAAUGGUGGAGAGCAACUCCAAGAUCAUCAUCCUGUGCUCCCGAGGCACGAGGGCCAAGUGGCAGGCCAUCCUUGGCUGGGAGGAGCCCGUCAUCCAGCUGCGGUGUGAAUGCUGCAAGCCUGCGGGGGACCUUUUCACGGCGGCCAUGAACAUGAUCCUACCAGACUUCAAGAAGCCAGCCUGCUUUGGCACCUAUAUCAUCUGCUACUUCAGUGACAUCAGCAAUGAGGGUGAUAUCCCCGACCUCUUCAACAUCACUUCCAGGUACCCGCUCAUGGACAAAUUUGAGGAGGUUUACUUCCGCAUCCAGGACCUGGAGAUGUUUGAACCUGGCCGGAUGCACCGCGUUGGGGAGCUCACAGGGGAAAACUAUCUGCAGAGCCCCAGCGGCUGGCAGCUCAAGAAAGCCCUGGAGCGGUUCCGGGAGCAUCAGAGACAGUGCUCUGACUGGUUUGAGCGCGAGAACCUUUGCUCGGCAGAUAACCAGGACCUGCCAUCCCUUGAUGAAGAGGUGUUUGAGGAGCCGCUGCUGCCGUCAGGAAGAGGGAUCGUGAAGCAGAAGCCCCUGGUGCAGGAGCCUGCCUCUGAGGGCUGUCAGGUGGUAGAUCUGCUCGUUGGCAAGGAAGAAGGAGGAGUCUCAAGGCUGGAACCUCAGCUGCAGCUCCAGGGGGAACUGGCAGCUCAGACCCUCCAAACUGUGGUGCUCCCUGUGGAGAAGGUCCUUCCAACACAAGCAGUGCAACCCAUGCCUCUUGCUGAUGGGAGCGGCACAGCUAGCCGACUGGCCGUGGUGGAGGAAAGAGAGGCCUGCCCGCUGUUGGAGGCCCCUGGCCCACAGCGGAACAAUGUCCUCUUCCUCCCUGUGGAUCCAGAGGCCUCACCUCUUGGCAGCACCCCAGUGGUUUCGCCCGACCACCUCCCAGAUGACGUAAGGGAGCAGCUUGAAGGCUUGAUGUUCUCGCUCUUCCAGCAGAGUCUGAGUGGCCAGACCCAGGAGGUCGUCAAAGACCCCCACACACCCUACGAGGAGAAGCAGAGGCAGUCGGUACAGUCCGACCAGGGCUAUAUCUCCAGGAGCUCCCCGCAGCCCCCCGAUGGGCUUACAGAAAUGGAGGAAGAGGAAGAAGAGCAGGACCAGGGGAAGUCUGCCGAGCAGCUCUCUCCUGAGGACCUGGAGAACCUGAGGAGCCUCCAGCAACAGCUCUUGUUCCAAGAGCUUCAGAAGACCUCUGGCUGGGACAGUGUGGAGAUGGAGAGGCUGCCUGCAGGAUGGCAGGGUUGUAGGGGUCUCCUAGACCCAGAGCAUUGAGAGAAGGCUGUGUGUGUACAUGAGUGUACCCAUGUAUAUAUGCGUGUGUGUGUCCAUGGGUGUGUGUGGUCAUGUGUGUCGUGUUUAUGUUUGAAAUAUAAACAUCUUGAUUCUGAUCCUAGACUUGACUUUUUUUUAAUAUGACCAUCUGGUCAUCUUCCAUC
Trichechus manatus latirostris (Florida manatee) is the source of this 2955-nucleotide messenger RNA. RefSeq names its product interleukin 17 receptor A (gene IL17RA). Gene Ontology annotation, molecular function: interleukin-17 receptor activity. The record is from RefSeq and is a predicted model, not a curated record. The coding region runs from base 125 to 2791 and encodes 888 amino acids. Lineage: Eukaryota; Metazoa; Chordata; Mammalia; Sirenia; Trichechidae. The transcript has 14 exons.